Messenger RNA from Candidozyma duobushaemuli, 741 nucleotides. RefSeq lists its product as uncharacterized. Gene Ontology annotation, cellular component: cytoplasm. The transcript has a single exon. The record is from RefSeq and is a predicted model, not a curated record. NCBI's taxonomy places the organism in Eukaryota, Fungi, Ascomycota, Pichiomycetes, Serinales, Metschnikowiaceae. Bases 1 to 741 code for a protein of 246 amino acids.
AUGCCCAAAGCUUCGUAUACUCCAAAAGACGACGCAGGGGAGGCACCUCCUCCUUCCUAUCACGAGGCUAUAGCCCUGCCUGCAUCUCCAGAACCCCUGCUUCCUCAAAGACCUCCUCAGGCUCCUCCAAGGCCUCUGAAAUCCGAAACCCAGUAUCAGCCCAGACCCCAGACUUCCCAAAGUGCCAAUGCUCCACCGAAAACACAGAGCUACCUGGGUUCUGUCAACUACUCGAACAACGCAAAUCUCCCCUUUGAGUUUCCAAAACGCUACUUCUGCAAGAAGUGCAAGAACACAGGCUACAAGAAGGAUAAUAAGAUGUGCCUAGACUGCUGGCGCCCGUUCUACUUGCGGAACAAUGCCUGGAAUCCUAAUCAGCUGCUUCCUUUCAGGUACCCCAAGAACUUCAUCUGUGAAAAAUGCUACAACCACGGCGUCAAGUUCAAGAAUGGCAAGACAUGCAAAGACUGCUAUGCACGUUUCGCUAAAAGGAACAAUUACACUAUAAACCCUCCAGGCCUCAGUGGGCCAUACUAUUCACAGCCUGUGGUGGCGCCUAUGCAGAUGCCGGGUGCUUUUGGGCCUCCUCCCCAGAUGCCUUUGAGAGUUCCUCCUGGAGAUCCUCGUUUGGGUGGAACACUUUGUGGCAAUUGCAGAGGAACAGGUCAAACGUGGUUUUUGUUGGAUUCCGAUUUGUGCAAUGUUUGUGGUGGUUUGGGUAGAUUACUCAACAGGUACUAG